This is a messenger RNA of Moneuplotes crassus, 2700 nucleotides long. NCBI's taxonomy places the organism in Eukaryota, Ciliophora, Spirotrichea, Euplotida, Euplotidae. The record is from the annotation of a GenBank genome assembly.
AUGAAACUCAAGGGCAGAAGGCUCUAUAAUCCUCAGUCAAGGGAGAAGGAAGAAUUCAAAAGAGAAAUUAAAAACGUCAUUAAUCACAGUAAAUCAUUCAAAUCUUCCUUCGGGUCAUCCCUCAAGGACUUUAAAGUUAUCAAAGAGAUUGGAAGAGGCGCCUACGGGACGGUUUAUAAAGUCCAGAGCUAUAUAGAUCGUAAUACAUACGCUUUGAAAUAAAAUUAAUGAGAUCAAUAAAACUCAAAAAGCCUCUGCUUUGAAGGAAGUCAAAAUACUGAAGAGGAUGAAUCAUCCUAACAUAAUUCGGUACUAUCACUCCUUUGUGGAAUAUGACAACCUCUAUAUUCUGAUGGAAUAUGCAGAUGGAGGCGACCUUUAUCAUAAGAUGAAAGAGUAUAAGAGCAUGAAUAAAUAAAUGGACUGAGAAAGAAAUCUGGUGUUUUGCAUAUGAAAUUCUUCUUGGGAUUGAAUAUCUUCAUGCUAAAAAUAUCAUUCAUAGGGAUGUUAAAACUUUAAAUAUUUUUAUAACUGAAGAUAAGCAUAUUAAGCUUGGUGAUCUUGGAGUUUCAAAGAUUGUAAAUUCUAUGAUACCUUUGCAAGGGACCAGAGUUGGAACUCCUCUUUAUUUGGCUCCGGAGUUGAUACGGCAUCAGCCUUAUAGUUUUAAGAUAGACAUCUGGGCGAUAGGAUGAGCAUUAUAUCAUAUAAUGUGAUUUGAACCUCCUUUCAUUGGAGAGAAUUUAUUCAUCCUUGGAAACACAAUUGUGCAUAAUAAACCUAAAGGGAUUCCGAAGAAUUAUAGUACAAAAUUAUCAUUGUUCAUCGAGAAAUUACUAGCAAAAAGCACUGACAACCGUCCUUCUGCAAAAGAGGCACUACGAAUGGUACCAAAAUCUAUUAAGAAUCUCGAUCACUUUAAAGUAAAGAAGAACAUGGACAGUAGCAAUUCAGAGAUUAACGCCACUACUCCUUAUGAUUCUUCUCCUAAGGGAAAUAGGAUCCAUAAUGUUAUUUCCAAGCAAGAAGAUUCAAAAGCACGACCAAUCUCUGCAGCAGUAAUUCGUUCACCAAAUGUUAAGAUCAAGGAACCAGUUAGGAAGGAGUUCAAAAUUUGAGAUCUUAAGGAUGAAAAUAAAAUAAAAGACAUAUUUGAUAAAAACGAGUAUCAAGAUCAUGAAAGUUCACCUCUUAAUUUAAAUAAGGAGCCAUCUUUGCCUAUCAAAGUUGCAGCAGACAAAGCUCUGUCUUUUUAUAAUAAGAAGAGUCAGAAGAGCUUCAAUAUCAAGCGUCUAUCCUGUGAUGACCAGGAUAAGAAGGCAAUAGAUACUUCUUCUGAUUCUAAAAUUUGAAUUAAUGUAGCCACAGCAAUUCCAGCUCCAAUUAAUAAAUCAAAGAAUAGGUACGCAAAUUCAACACCAGGAGAGCGCUUGACAAUAAAUAAAUCUGCAAAGUCAAAUACUGGUCUUCAGUCUAAGAUUACUCAAGCAAGAAAUUUGAACCAACCUGCUAAGAACAAUUUGUUCAAGGGAGAGAGUUUUCAAAUAACUCCUACUGUUGGCAAAAAUGAUAUGAAGUUACCACCUAAAGCACGGAAAGAUAAUCAGGGCAGAAUCAUCCUAGAUCAAGGCCCAAUCCCACAGACUUGCUUCACAACGAUUGCGAACCGUAAUAUUACUGCUGAAAGUAGGGUUUAUAAGCAGGGAAAAGUAUUAGACAGACCUCACAACGAUUCUAAAGAGUUGGCCAACUCUGGUAGCAAAGCUGAUAUCUCAAAAAGGCCGAAUAUUUAUGACCUAAAGGAGGAAUCUGAGAAGAAGAGCAAGCGACCAGCCUCUGCUUAUGUCUCGACUAAGGGAAAUCGGAACACUUCAAAUAACCUUGAUUUAAACAAGAACAAAGUUUUCUCUCAGGAUAAGGUGGUUGUACAAGAUAAGGUUAUCCUAAGACCAAAAAUAUUCUUUAAUGAUCAGACAUUUCAAUCAGGAAUGAACUCUGUUGUGAAUAAAUCCGCGAGUAAGUAUGGUAAACCAUACUGCAACCAGAGGAGAAUCAUGACAGCUGGAGGAAACUCUUCUAUUGGUAGGAGUCAUAGUAAGAGAGUUCAACCAAAUACAAAUCAUCAGCCUUCUGUUGGGAUUAAUAGAAGUUGUAACGAAAAGCCAACUAUUAGUCAAUUAAAGUCUAAAUAACAAAGAAUCCAGUAGCAACAUUCAAACCAGUACCCAGCCAACUACAAUGAGUGUAAUAAUUCCCAAAUAGCACUCCUGAUCCUAACCCAACAUCAACCAAGCAUAAGCCUGCUGGCAUCAGUUACCAGCGAUAUAAUAAUCCUAUCAAUAACUUGAACAUCUUCCGUUCUGGCGCUGUCAAAGUGAGCCACAAGAAGGCAAAAAUCUCCCCUCAAAAAGUGAAUCUAGAUAAGAAACCACUCAAGUCUGAACGAAUGAAGAACCCGACUGUGGAUAGGCCCUUAUUUAUUAAGAAAUUCAAGACUACAUCUUCUAAGAACAAGAGGAAGUACAUUCGACCUGGCUUCGGAAAUAUACCUACAAAUUCCACUAGCAACGAUCAAACCUCCUUCAGGAAACCCCCUCCUCAAAGGCCUUAAUCCCACUCAAAAAUUGACAAAAAAGUGACCACCCCCUGAUUUCGGGUGGCCACUUUUUAUCUAAUUUUUUACAUAUAUUUUCGGAGGUU